This is a messenger RNA of Phytophthora sojae, 402 nucleotides long. RefSeq lists its product as hypothetical. Lineage: Eukaryota; Oomycota; Peronosporomycetes; Peronosporales; Peronosporaceae. Gene Ontology annotation, cellular component: anaerobic ribonucleoside-triphosphate reductase complex. The record is from RefSeq and is a predicted model, not a curated record. The coding region runs from base 1 to 402 and encodes 133 amino acids. The transcript has a single exon. Gene Ontology annotation, biological process: 2'-deoxyribonucleotide biosynthetic process. Gene Ontology annotation, molecular function: ribonucleoside-diphosphate reductase activity, thioredoxin disulfide as acceptor; ribonucleoside-triphosphate reductase (thioredoxin) activity.
AUGCCUAAAAGUUUAGCGCUGCAUGCGUUCGAUGCGAAGGCGUACCCAAGCCGCUGCUGGGAGCCGUGUGAGAGAAGGUAUCGCAAGCUGCGGUAUCCAUCCGCCAAAGACUUCAACACGGCGCCCAGCCAUAUUGCUAACUUGGCCUGCGCUUCAACGCUCUCCAGCUUCAAUACGUACGUAUCCUCCGUUAUUCGGGUAAACGCGCUCAGCUACUCGGGCAUAUUCAGGUUCAUCCCGUCGCUCGUGUACUCGCUGAAGGCGCGGAUCCGUAGCGGUUUCCAGGCCCCGUUCGCCAACGUCUCACUCAACUUGGUAUUAUCGAGCAUCCUGGUGGAGCGGCCCGUGAUUAUCGGCAGUAAGCAGCACCCCAUGUGGGCCAACGGCGACUUCCAGGAGUAG